This is a messenger RNA of Dimorphilus gyrociliatus, 3193 nucleotides long. The record is from the annotation of a GenBank genome assembly. NCBI's taxonomy places the organism in Eukaryota, Metazoa, Annelida, Polychaeta, Dinophilidae.
GAUGAUUAUUUUUCAUGGAGAAAUUUGUAUUGAAACAUAUAAAGAGAUUGAAUCAAGAAAUAAGACCGCAGAUUCUUCAUUGACAGAAAAGACUGCACAUUCUUCAUCGACAGAAAAGACUGCAGAUUCUUCAUCGACAGAAAAGACUCCAGAUUCUUCUUCAUCAAGAGAUAAAACCGCAGAUUCUUCUUCUUCAAAAAAAGAGAUUGCAGCAUCACUUUCAACAAUAAUUUUAUCAAAACUAAAAGAAAACUUUUCUAUUGAUAGAUUUGAUCUAACAAUUGUCUGUCAUCCUUCAAAUGACACAUUUGAUGAGCAAAAAGAAGAGAUUGAAAACAAAUUUAUAGAGAAUUUUAUAGAUAUUCUUAAAGAAAAGAAAGUAUUAAUAACAUCGGAUAGUCUUGAAUAUCCUGCAUUGAAAUUACUAUUAAAAAGUAUUAAAAAAUAUGAGGAAAAUGGAGGUUGUCCUGUUCCAAUAGUUAUAUAUAAUCCAAAAGAAAACGAUGAGGGAAAUGUUAAUUAUUUAUCGAUUGUUGAUGAUUUGAAGAGAGAGAUGGAAAAUGAUGUAAUUCAUUUGAUUUUUGAUGAAAAUGAUGAUAAUUUAUUAAAAAUACAAAACUGUUUAGAAAAGAGACAAGAUGUAAUAUGGUUGAACAAUAAAAAUAAACAUCGUUUAGCUAACAAGGUGACAAAAAAUACUGAAUGGUUAAGAAUAGCCGAUGAAAAGAGAGACGACUUUCUCAAGAUAAUUAUAUUCAAUAUAAUUAAUAAAAAGAAAAUAUUUGGAAGAAAAUCAUAUUUAUCUGAUAUUGGAGUAAAUUGUAUGGUUAAAAACUUUCCUAAUUUCAACAUGAAACCAAACUUUAUAAUACAACUACCAUAUUCAACUCUAUCUGAUGAUAAUAUUCAACAAAUUAAGCAUCAUCUAACAGAAAAUGCAUCAUUAUUUUUAACUGAUGGAAAACCAAAUAGAUUAUUGGCAAAAGCUACAAAUGACAACAAAUCUAUAUGGUGUGGAUUUGUAAAGGGUGAACAUAAUACAAUCAAAAAUAAAGAUAGUGUAAGUCAAGAGACAUUAAAGGGUGCCGGUUUGGACCUAAAUCAUCAAUAUUUCUAUUUUCUUGGAGAAGAUGAGGAUGAAAUGGAAACUAAAGAAGCAUUCAUUAAACAUGUUCAGACACAACAUGAAAAGGUUAUUGAUGUCUUAAUUAAUUUUGAAGGCAAUAGUAAUGAUGAGGUUAUUCAAAGGUUAAAGUCUAAAAAAUAUAUUAUUUCUCCAACUGAAAUAAAAGAUGAGAAGAUGAAUGAAGAGUGCAAGAAAUAUUUGAAAACAUUCAAAAAAGAGGAAAAUGGUUUAAAAGACUGUCUUCAAGAGAUUUAUGAAGAAAAUUAUCCAUCCUUAUUUAUUGAUGAACAAGACAACGAAACUGUAAAAAAUACUUUGAAAGAAAGGAAAGAUAUACUGAAAGGCAAACAUUUAUUUAUAACAUUUAACAAUAAUGACGAGCACGAUAACUUUGAUAAUCAGUUUAUGAGAAUCUUUGAAAAGAAAUUUAAUGUAGUUGUAAAAGUAUUCAAACCAUUGAUAUUAAUUGAUGGAUGUUCAAAAUUAUUAGGACCCUGUAAAAAGGCGACACAAGAAAAGAAAAUUAAAUUAUAUAGUACAGAACCGUCAUGUCUUGAACAUAGCUCAAAGGAGGAGUGCCCUAAUCAUAAAGAGAAAUAUGACCACUAUAAAUCACUUAAAAAAUCAUUUCUCCCUAAAGCGAUAUUGCAGAAACAAAUUAUACAAGCGGAAGAUAAAAUUCCUGAUUUCUAUUUAAUUUCAAUAUUAAUAGUAAUUGGCGGUGAAAUAUACAAAACUCUACAAGAAAUAUGCAACAUACUAACAGUGAAAAAUGAUAGAAUUGAUAAAAAACCUAAUGUAUUUAUCAUUAGAAAAUGUGGAAAAACAUCAUUAUUUCUUUAUAGAUUUAUUUCUAUAAUUAAAUCUGAAAAGGCAGAAAGUGAAAUUUCCGAUUUAUGGAAAAAGAAGAUAAAAAAUCUUACAAUGACAAAAAAAGUAGAUGAAUGUUUUGAAUUGUGUAAAACAAUUUCUAAAUACAAAGAUCAAAUUCAUAUAGUUAAUUUAUAUAAAGAAGAUUUAAAAACUGCUAUUGAAGAUGCCUAUUUCAACAAAUUAAAUGAUGAUGAUCAAUUUGAAUUGGCAAUCCGCUGGGGAAUUACUCAUAGACAGUUUAAGGAAGAUUUUGAUCCUUACAUUGAAAAAGAAAAAUUUCAAAAUUACCAAGAAUUCUUUACAGAUUCCUUAAAAAGUGACAAUAAACGUGUCGUUGAAAUAGUUCAUAGUAUUUUUCCAGAUGUAACAAAGACUUUCUACCCUGAUGAACUUUUUACACUUUCACUUAACAACGUUAAAGGUUUUAAAUUCAUUCAGAAUUUAGAGAAAAAGCCAAUUGUUGUCUUAGAAAAGUUAAAUGGUGAAGGGAAAUCGAUUAAAGACUACAAUUUGCGUCUUGAAGAGUUUAAUAAGAAACAAUCGUGUGAAGGGGCUGAAAAACUCUUAAGCAUUUUGAAUAAUGAAGCCUUUAAUAAAAAUAAAGAAGCUCAAGAUCAUAAAAAAAAGCUUAAUAAUUUCAAAGAAGAGUUUAAGAAUGCCGUACUGAAUUUAUUUAAUGAACAUUUUGAUAAGAAUUCUUCAGUUUAUAGCUCACUGGAAAAUAAAUUGUUAGAUGGUGAUGACAUAACAUUCAUAUUUGCUUGGUCGAUUAUUGCCAACAAGACAAAAGUCUCGGAAUACUUUUGGCUGAAGAGUAACAAUCCUUUAAAAUUGGCUAUAUUUGCUUUUGGAAUUUUAAAACGGGCUAGGAAAGAGGCAAUCAAGGAAUAUGAUACUUUUUUAGCUACAUCCUUGUUAGAGAGGAAACAAGUUUGGAAAGACAAAGCCCUUAGAUAUUUAAAUGAUGCUUGUGAAAAUGAUAAAAACAUUAUUGACAAAAAAGUAAAGGAAGAAGCGAAGCAGAGACCAAAUUCCAUAGACUCUGCUAGAGCUGUAAGAUUUAAAGAAUAUAUUGCCAGUGCAUUUGGCCAAUGGUAUUUGAAUGAAUUAUGGCAAGGAAACUUGGGCAAUGGAACCAAUUUUUCACCAAGAGUAAAAUUUUGGAUAGCUCUCGUAAGUAUGAUAUUUAAUUAA